Messenger RNA from Cooperia oncophora, 495 nucleotides. NCBI's taxonomy places the organism in Eukaryota, Metazoa, Nematoda, Chromadorea, Rhabditida, Trichostrongylidae. The record is from the annotation of a GenBank genome assembly.
CUGUGUUCAGAUUCGCAAAACACCGCGCAUCCGGGAAAUUCUUGGCAAAUAUCCAAUGGACGAACGGUUGUCUACAAGCAGGACUCUUUGCUCCAGGUGCCCGACGAUCCACAAGUGAAGAAACGUCAGCGAGAUUUGACUGAAAGCCGCAGAAAGGUGGAGUAUAGACCGCCUGCACUGCACUACACUGACAGCGCCACUCCUGCAUGGAUGUGGUCAACGACGCCACAGUGCACCAAUGACUGGUCAAUACUGCUGCAACCGCUGAGCUAUAUAUUUCUCUUUCUCUCGAGCAUGAUCAAUCCGAUUCUUUACGCGUUUCUUUCGAAACGUUUCCGAGAAGCAGCUAGCGACAUUUUUUACUGCAAGAAAGGAUUUCUAUCUCAUCUUAACCGCACACGAUCACGAACUCGGACGAUCGUCUCCGAUUUACCCGAAGACUCGCGCGGUCCAAAUCCACAAUCCGUCACGAUUCGGCUGAAUCGGUUACGAUAG